Molecule: messenger RNA, 355 nt
Organism: Racocetra persica
Lineage: Eukaryota; Fungi; Glomeromycota; Glomeromycetes; Diversisporales; Gigasporaceae
Source: the annotation of a GenBank genome assembly
AUGAGUAGCUUGUUAGGACUUAAUUAUUAUGACGAUGACGAAGACGAUCAACAAGCCGAAAAUGACAUGGUUACUGCAGAACAGAGUAAUAACAUUUUGGGGAAAACGAGCACGGUUACUUACCAAGAUGUUGAUCGUGAAGAAACCGGAGAAAAUAUUAGUUCCAAAAAUGUAAGUACAUCUAUAUCUCAAGCCAUAGUACACAAUAUCGCAGAACGUAAACAACCCAAAGAAUCACCGGUUAAAAAUCUACCGCAAACAAUUUUAAUUUCUCAAAAAACAUUACCACCCUCCCCAACAGUUUUCUCUAAUCUGAUUCGUCGGAGAGGCAACAACACAAUAUCACAAAAGCCUC